Cloeon dipterum is the source of this 519-nucleotide messenger RNA. It is a transcript of the gene Tim9a, whose product is annotated as translocase of inner membrane 9. The record is from RefSeq and is a predicted model, not a curated record. Bases 171 to 476 code for a protein of 101 amino acids. The transcript has 4 exons. NCBI's taxonomy places the organism in Eukaryota, Metazoa, Arthropoda, Insecta, Ephemeroptera, Baetidae.
UCUUUAUUUACGGACCGCCCGGGUGUGCGAAAAAUUAUCAAAGCAUCGUUUAAAGCAUCUUAUACUUGUAAAUUUUGAGAGCUAUUGGGUUCAAAGAUAUAUUAAUUUAAUUUGUAUGCACUGAACUACCAUAGUGUUUAAGCAGUUAAAUAAUAUUCAAGAGCUCAAGAAUGGCAGAAACGGCGGCCGCAGUCUUAGCGUCAGCUGCGGGAGGUUCAUCAGACAAAGAACACCAAGAGCAAAUUAAAUCGUUCCGCGAUUUUUUGCUGUCUUACAAUAAGCUCUCAGAAAUUUGUUUUGACGCCUGUGUCUGGGAUCUGACUACGAGAAAAGUGAAGGAUCAGGAAGACAAAUGCGCCAUGAAUUGUAUGGAGAAGUAUUUAAAAAUGAACCAGCGAGUGUCGCAGAGGUUCCAGGAAUUUCAAGUCCUCGCGAAUGAAAACGCCAUGGCAGCUAUGCAGAAAGCAAGUCCUUAGUUACAUGUAAAAUAUGUGUUAAAAGUUAGACUGGUAAUGAAAA